AUGGUCAAAGUCGCAGUAGCCGGUGGAGCAGGCAGUAUGCAAAUUAUCUGCUUGACCCAGUUUCUUGAUCCUGUUACAACAACAAACCCAUUCCAAGCCCAAUUUGCUCACACGGCGGUUUUAGACGUGGCCACAGAGAUCCUGCGUGCCCCUAUUGCCUCUGGAAAACAUUCCAUUACUAUCUUUACGCGUGGCAGUCCGCCUGCUACUAGCCCCAGUCCCAAUGUCUCGUACAAACAGGUCGACUACCGUGAUCUCGACUCUCUCACCGAAGCCUUGAAAGGGCAUGAUGUUUGCCUCAGCUUUCUAUUGGUCUCCCUCGACACCAACAGCACCGCCCAAAAAAACCUAAUCCACGCGUGCAUAUCCGCAAAAGUGCGCCGCUUCAGCCCCUCGGAAUGGGGCGUCAAAAACGGUUCAGGAAUGCCGCCAUACGCCAACAAAGAGCUCAUCGCAUCCUACCUGGCCACCCUCCCCGAAACCUCGGGCCCAGCCCCAACGCUAGAAUACUGUCUUUUCCAGCCUAGCAUCUUCAUGGAUUACUUUGGCCACCCGUACCCGCUGUCGCCAGGUCUCCCGACGUGGUCGUUCUUCAUCGAUCUAGCGGCGCGUCGCGCAGUUAUCCUCGACCACGGCGAUCAUCCGAUCGUGUUGACGGCCGUGAACGAUGUUUCGCAGAUUCUUUGUCUGGCGCUGUCUUCGACGGAGCCUUGGCCGCGGGUUGGCGGGAUGCGCGGGGCGCUGACGACUCAGAACGCGAUCCUCGCUUUGGGGAAGAAAUUGAGGGGUGGCGAGUGGACUGUUGAGUAUGUGCGUGGCGAGGAUAUCGAGAAGGGGGUGUUGACGUCCGAGUGGGUGCCUAGGAUGACGCAUCAUGCUAUCCCUGAGGAAAAGAGGGAUGGGUUUAGUAGGGAUUUUAUGGUCAUGAUGAUGCAGGGGGUUUUGAGAGGGAGUUGGGAGGUUGGUACCGAGUGGAAUGAGAGGUUCAAAGAGUAUGAAUUUAUGGGGUUGGAGGAGUAUCUUGGGAAGGCUUUUGAGGGGAAGCCUUGA
Messenger RNA from Periconia digitata, 1050 nucleotides. The record is from the annotation of a GenBank genome assembly. NCBI's taxonomy places the organism in Eukaryota, Fungi, Ascomycota, Dothideomycetes, Pleosporales, Periconiaceae.